Messenger RNA from Suricata suricatta (meerkat), 7274 nucleotides. RefSeq names its product lines homolog 1 (gene LINS1). Lineage: Eukaryota; Metazoa; Chordata; Mammalia; Carnivora; Herpestidae. Bases 2560 to 4899 code for a protein of 779 amino acids. The transcript is spliced from 7 exons. The record is from RefSeq and is a predicted model, not a curated record.
AACUUGGUCUCUUUCUUUCCUCUCAUCUCUGCCUCCAUCCAUUAAAUCUUACAAAAUCAAGGUCUUUGUCACUCAUAUUUAUACUGCCUUUAAACUAUUGAUGGGCUGAUAUUGAUGUAUGAUGUGUGGAUAGUUUGGCUUUUCAUCCUGGGUUUGAUAGAUCUUCUGAAAGUAAUUUAAUAUAAAAAUUCAACCAGAUGGAUGUCCUGAUUAGUGUUUUAAUCUUGGGUUGCUGAGUGUCUUUUGAAAAAAUUUAUCUUGGUUUGCGUUGGGAAGUUGUUUGGUAAUUGACCUUGAGUUUAGAUUUUGCAGCAUGUGACAGUGAUUCCAAGGAUGAGUAUUCUGCUUUACAGUAUUAUAGGAGAAAAAUCUAGAAAGUGUUGAAGAUUCGUUGGGAAUUUUCACUUACACAGUUUUCACUUUGGAAGCUUUCUAGAGAGAGGUCCUCUGUUUAUCCAUUUUCCUGAGACUUGGAGCAUCAGAGGAAAUUUGAGGAGGACCCCCAGGCUUUGAAACCAGACUUUGUGUCAGUUCAAGUCCUGACUCUGCCACUUAACUCUUUAUCUCUCCUUGCCUUAAUUUACUUAUUUGUAAAAUGGGUAUGAUUAAGUAUCUGCCUCAUAAAGCUGUUGUGAAGCUGUCGCUCACUUAGAACAGUGUCUGGCACACAGGAAGCACUCAGUAAACUAACAGUUGUUAUUCCUGAAGCGUCGACUUUAUGUGAAGAUGAGUGGGAAUAUAUUGCUUUUAUAUUAAGACAUGCACCUUUAUUAGGAAUGGAAUACACUCUUCAAAUCAUUUAUAGCAUUUCAACAGUAAGAGAGACUGGAGGCAAAUUUUAUGCUUGUGCUGGGUGUCCCCUUAGGCCAUCUGGUGGCGGAUUCUUUACUGCGAGGCCUUUUCUGGGGGAAAAAAAAAAGCCCUUUGAAAGACACUACCCAUUUACUCUCCUCACCAGACCUUUGCUAAUAUUUGUCUCCUUCUCAGCCUAGACAGAUCUCUCCCAUAUGUAGUACAGCUGGCUCAGAAACCCGUCUGAGGUGUCCGCAGACCAGCAGAGGAAUGAGCUUGAGCGGCACCAACCGUGGAUGCACUUUUCAGGGGGAAAAGUAUAGUUCGUUUUUUUGGGAGUUGUCCUUUCCUUUAAUACUAUACUUCCUUUAACCACAACAACAACAAAGCUACGAUUCUCAAUAGGCUACUCACAGACACUUGUUUCAGGCAGGUUUCGUUGGCCCGCAUCAGUAAUUUAAAAGACAUUGUAAUGAGGAAAGAUUGAUGCUUUAGUCACAGAGGAGCCAGCCUAUCAUCUCUCCUCUUCGUUUGGUGCCUGUGAAGGGAAGGAAAAAUUCCUCCUCCACCCUUCAAGGCCUUCCGGGGGACUAAGAAGUAAAUUUACAUGAGAUGGAUUGACAGAAAAAAAGGUUUACUACAUGUGCACAGAGGCCCAGUAAUGACCUGGUCACCUAAAGAAAUGACCACGAUAGGCAGUUUUUAUAGUUUUUAGACAAAAAGACAAUAAAUCUGUAAGGAGCUGACAGGACAGAGAAAACUUAACUUCAGGAGCUUUUCUUAGUAAGGAAUUCUAAAGAGAAUUUGGGGGGGGAGUAAGUUAGUAAAAAGUCACAAGGGUUGUUUAUACAGCCUUCUUGGCUCUAAAUCCCCUGUCUCUGGAGAUAAGGACGUCUCUGCCUCCCAAUACCGGGAGGCUACCUCUCACAGGGGAGGUUUAUUUAUUUCCUGCUUAGGGGGGUGGGGGACAGUGGAGGAGGGUCAGAGUGUUCUUGACCAGCCAUCUCUUAAGUAACUUGUAUUUGCAAUAAUCAGUGUGCCAAAAUGGCACCUUUCGGAGCAGCCGGUCCCUGGGCCCUACACCUGCCCGGCACGUGUGGCCCCAUUGAUGCUUUGUUGUUUCCUCUGUCUAUAAAGAGUCGUUCUGAACCUGUCUCUUUUUGAUGGGAAGUUUACAACUUUUCAGUGUGAUUUCUCAAAACCAUGCUUAAUCAGAGAACCUGGGUCCCACUAAGACAGAAAAUAGCUCAUAUCCCCCCUGCCCGAAAUGCUCACUUGCUCUUUUGUGUUUUUUAUCUAUUUAUUCAUUUACUGGUAUCCAGUUCAGUUUUGAAUGACCUUUUCAUAGGUCAAAAAUAGUUGAAUAGCAGCAAUGUUAUUCAUGGUAACGAUUAAAGGACUUAAGAUUUAUAGAAAUCUUGGAAGUGUUUUUACUGCUGUAGCAUUGAAAUAAAAAUAAUUUCUUUUGUGGCUAAAGAUUAUAAUAAUACAUUCGUGCCUGUGGCCAUUAGUUAAAACCUAAAAUAGUCUAUUGUCAUAGAAUAUCUGACAUACAAAAACACCAGUAGUUCAUGUCAACUUCAGUAAAAGAUGUCUUUGGUUUUAUUGGAAAGAAAUGUUACUGUCAUAACUAAAAUAUAAAGUAAAAUAAGUACAGUGGAAAUGGACUUUGAACUAGAAUAUGAAAACUAGUGUCUGAUUUGUGGCAGACAGAACUCACCUGACAAUUAAGAAGAUAAUUUUAUUCAGGCUAUUGCAAAAAGGAGAAUGUUCACUAAUGGAAUGCCUCUCAAAGAAGAAGGGGAAAACGUGAGUUUUUACCAAACAAGGGAGUCAGUGAAGAAGCCAAGAGUCAAAAUGAAGGCUUGCUUUGAGGUGUUAGAACAAUUAUACAAGAAGGUACUUCUGGGAGCCACACUUGAAAAUGAGAGCCACGAUUACAUCUUUUAUCUCAACCCAGCAUUUUGGGGUCAAGAUUGCCCUACAGCCACUGCUUCUGAAUGCUUCCAUCGUCAUGGUGUCCAAGGCAGGCCCCAGCCACCCCGUGCCAAGUCGGCUGCCAUUCCUGUGGCGUCUGUGUGUUUGGAGAGACCCUCGGGGAUGCGCAGCGCCCGGGAAGUAAUGCUCCUUCAGCUAACAGUACUCAAAGUGAUGGUAACCCGGCUACUGUCUGCUGAAACUGACUCCCACGCAAAGGCAACAUACCGAGAUAUCAUCAGAAUUCUUUUAAAAUCAUCUGACAUUGAUUCUACAUUAACCUGUAUGUUCCAAAACUCGGAUAAAUUGUUAUGUCACAUGGCUGCGAAGUGCCUUGCACUGCUUCUGUAUUUCCAAAUGAGAGAAGAGAUAGCUUUAAGUAGUUCCUGGAUUGCUUUUUGCCAAACAAAUCUUUCUGAAUACCCUGAAAAUGAGAAAGCAGUAUACUGCCUCUGGACCCUGACUUUUAUAAUAAAAGAAAUCCUUAAAGACACAUGUUCGCAAAAAGCAGAAAUUUUAAAGCAGUUCCUGACUCCUUUUGACACUGUUUUGGAAGUUUUUUACAAUUCCUUAUUUUCUCAGCAUUUUGAAAGCUGCCAAGAUACCUCAAAAAUAAUAAACAGCUUGAUAGGUUUCCUGGAAUUGCUUGAAUUUCUUACAGCUUCCAGAAUCCAUCUGAAGCUACAUUUCACUUGCCAGAGGAUUUUCUUUUUGAAGCCUUCUUGUGUGCUAGGUGUAGUCACCUGGCCUGUUCAGGCUUUUGUCAAAAGGCAGUUCAUCAUUUUCAUCAAAAAGUGCCUUCUCUGGAAAGUGGGUGAAGAUCUGCGUGGGGGGUCUGGCCCUGCCCUCAUGCCCCCAGAUCAGCACUUAGAUGCAGACAUGUUGGCUUUAGCCGAGGCUGUGUUGCACGCUGUGGAUGUGGGCUUACUGAGGACCCUGUCUGUCCAUGGAAAACCUCCCUGCUUCGGUGGAGAGGAAGUUCACCCUGCACGUGAACGUGUCCCCGGUGCAGAUCACGUAAUCCUCAGGGCAGCAAGCCUGCUGAUCAUUAAAUCCUUAGAAAUCAAGUUUCAAAACUGUGUUUCAGCAAAUGAAAUGAAAGUUGAUUUACAGAAUUUCAUGGCUGAGUUACUGACCUUCUUAAAGCCUCACCUUCAGCCCCCCCUUCAGUCACACAAUCCAUGUGAAUGGAUCUCCAGGGUCUUCAUAGAACAAGAUGACGACAUGCUGGAGGCCGCCAGGGCAUCGUUGGGCAUCUACCUAAAGUUGAUCGGAGAAUGUAAAGCUACUGAAAGCUUGACCCAAGAAACAGAAACGUGGAAGCAUCACACACAUGAAUAUGGCUAUAACCCACACUGCGUUUUCGUAUUCUUGCUGAAAAAUAUAGGAUUUGAUCCUUCAGUUCUUCUUGACUUUUUGAUUUCUUCGGAAACCUGUUUCCUUGAAUAUUUUGUUAGAUAUUUAAAAUUACUACAAAAAGACUGGACUAACUUUUUCACGAUCUGCAAGUAUUUUGACGUGACCGAAUCUAAAAAUAACAGAAGUAUUUGUGCUCGCAGCCGCCCAACAGAACUGAGCCCUUCGGCUGCCCUUCGUCGUCACAGAAAUGCUCGCGCUUCCGCCUCCUGGGCUUCCGAUGCCUCUGCCAAACCUCCAAGCCAGCCCGGCACGUGCAGGGAGACGUCAGCCAUGCUCCAGGCUGAGAGCCCGUCUCCCCCACGAGCUUCCCAAAGUCUGGUAGAUUAUGAGAGCUCUGGGGAUUCUGAGGUGGAAGGCACAGACCAGUGUUCAGCGAACAGUAUACAAGUAUCUUUGCACCAAGAACCAAGGAAGAAAUUUCAGGACACGGUUGGAACAAGUGGGGAUAAAACAGAACUGAGCCUGGAGCCUCCGUCAAGGCCUCUGGUUCCCAAACAGCCUCAUACUCCCUUCUCCGCUGAUUCUGAUACAGCCCCAGAUGACGUCUCUGAAGUGGGCAUGUCUUACAGAACGCUGAGGUGCUUUCAAGAGCUGCAAGGUGCUGUUGACCGCUUGCAGAAGAAAAACCUCUUCCCAUAUAAUCCCACAGCACUUUUAAAGUUGUUAAAACAUAUUGAGGCAAUAUAUAAUGAGAGUAUGGACGCUUUGUAAAACUGUAGCAUUUUAUUACAGGAGCUGUUCUUCCCUAAUAUAAAUUUUGCCUUAAUGAGAGAAUAGUAAAAAAACAACAACAAAGAAACAAACAAAACACCCUCACAAGCAUUCUCUAAAUCAAGCCUGUUCUUUUUGUCCUUCCGAAGUAUCCUAGUGACUGACAAAUAUACAUCAAAUGACAAGUCGCCUGAUACAGUUGUACGUCACUUUAAAUGUACCGGGUUCAAAUUUGGGAUGGUUGUUCUGUUAGUUUGCUAGGGCUGCUAUAACACACCACCACAAAGCUUGGUGAUCCCGACAAGACACAUCUAUUCUCUCACAGUUCUGGAGACUAGACUUCCAUAAUCAGGGAGUCAGCAGGGCCAUGCUUUCUCCCGAGGCUCUAGGGAAGAAUCCUUCCCUGCCCCUUCCUGUCCCACCACGCUUGCUGGCAGUCUGUGGUCUCUGGCCUGGAGCUGUGUCCCUCCAGGCUCUUCCUCUGUUGUCACAGGUUUUCCCAGUAUGUGUCUAUCCAGUCUCCCUCUUUGAAGGACACCAAUUAUUGGAUUAGGGUCCGCUGUCAUCAAGUAGGAGCUCAUCUUAACCUACUACAUCAGCAAAGACCGUAUUUCCAAAUAAGGUCACAUUCAUAGGUUCUGGGUAGAUGUGAAUUUGAAAGUGACACUGUUUAAUCCAGUAUUAUUUAUUAUUUCCCUCUGAGGUCUUUACAUGUAAUAUAUAAACUCUCAGUGAUUAUCUCUCUGUAUGGUCUUUUCUGUGAAAAUGAGUCCAUUCUUCAAAACAGACUUUUCAAUCACUAGAUCAUUUUCCUAUUUAAAAUCACUGUGAGGUGCACCUGGGUGCCUCAGUGGCCGAAGGGUCCAACUCGCUUUCAGCUCAGAUCAUAAUCUCACAGUCAUGAGAUCAAGCCCUGUGUCAGGCUUAGUACUCAUUCAUGUGGAAAUGGAAAGCUCAUGGAACUAAAUAGAGGACUGCUAACUGAGACAGCAAUGAGAUGCUCAUGUUAACCAGAUGGAAUGCAGAGGGCAGGGGGCGCCUGGGUGGCUCAGUUAAGCAUCUGACUUGGUUUUGCCCCAAGUCAUGAUCUCACGGUUCAUGGGUUUGAGCCCCAUUUCUGGCCCCAUGCUGCCUUUGUGUAGCCUGCUUAGGAUUCUCUCUCUCCACCUCUCCCCUGCUCACACUCUUUCUCUCUCAAAAUAAAUUUUUAAAAAGAAGAAGAAAAAUCCACAGGUCAAAAAUUUGCUAACAGUUGGUAUACAAUGGGGCAGUUCCUACAUAAUUUAAAAAGCACAUUAAAGAAUGUAUAUUCAGAGAUGUUCGAUGCAUAUUGUUUGUAAAAGAAAAAAGCAGAAAUACCUGGAUAAAUAAUAUAUAUACUCUAUAGGAUACUUUGUGCUUGUGGAAAGAGUGGGCUAUAUCCAUGUUUGCAGAGAUGAAGUAUCUGCAGGAGAAAACAAGGGUUAUAUGGGGCUCCCAUCUGUUUAAGAAAUGGGAACAGGACGAAUACACUUAUACAUUUAUAUAUGCUUUUGUGUGUUUAUGAGCUACUUCUAUAAGAAUAUAAGAGUCCUAACCGGUUGCCAUGGGAAACCAAUCUAAAGGGGAUUUGACUUUUCAUUAUCUUUUUUUACUCUUUUAUUUAAUUGUUUUUAACUGGGUACAUAGUUUUGUUUUUGUUUUUAGUGAAAGUAACUUUUUUAAAGAAAAGCAAAAAAACCCCAAACGAAUCUUUAUGCUCCUAAGGAUACACACAUGUUGAAUGCCUUGAAAGUCACGUGUGGUUUUGACUGACCUGUGUUUCUCUAUAAAGUUAAUAAGGAGCCAUCAGCCCCUUUUAGAUCUAAAAUGAGGGAAACACAUACGCUGAGUGUUGGUAUUUCAGUCUCUGACCUUUGGGUGUGGGUCAAGUUGUCAAACGCAUGUGGAGUCCUGUUAGUGGUCAAGGUGACUGAUGUUGGCUAUCCUUGGCCAUUCAGAGUACCCAAGAGCUCUUCUGAGUUAGUCCAUAAAAGAACACCAAACUAGUGAUAAUGGCAUGAGGAGUUCCCAGCCCGUGGUCCCACCGCUCAAGUGAACACAUAUGUGUAUCAAAGAAAGCACAAAAUAUCAUGAGUCUAGCUUAUUUUUGUAACUAAAAAUACCAACAGAUAGAGCAGAGUCCACAUUUGAGUGUACGGCUUGAUGUAGUUUCGUAAACAGCAUACCUGUGGAACCUGUGGAACAUCAAGAAACUCCCGACACCCCAGAAGUCCUGCUUGGAUCCCCUUCUGGUCACUAUCCACUUGUAACCAUCCCGAACUGGGAUAGCAUAGACUAAUUUUGCCAGGUUUUGUCUUUUAUAUAAAUGGAAUCAUAAAGUAUGUGUUCUUUUA